This is a messenger RNA of Didymella exigua CBS 183.55, 1271 nucleotides long. Its product is annotated as RCC1/BLIP-II. The record is from RefSeq and is a predicted model, not a curated record. Lineage: Eukaryota; Fungi; Ascomycota; Dothideomycetes; Pleosporales; Didymellaceae. Bases 101 to 1216 code for a protein of 371 amino acids. The transcript has a single exon.
UGCCUUUGUUCCUUCAUUGGCAGGUCUUUUGUAUUGGUUCCAAAUUAUGGAUUAGCACUGUCACUCUCAAGCUCACACUCUCCCACACUGUUUGUUUACAAUGCCACACGAUCUCUACGUCUUUGGCAGCAACGGCGAAGGCCAGUUGGGCGAAGGUAUCCCUGUUGCAGACAUUGUAAGCAAGCCGAUAAAGCUUCCACGGACACAAUUCAUCGGAGAUAUCAAGGACAUCAAGUGUGGCGACAAUCAUUCGCUACUUCUUCUCGCCGACAACUCGGUUUCUGGGAUCGGACGGAACAAUGUCGGCCAGAUGCUCCCUGACUGUGAUAGACCGCCCAGGCUCACGCGAUUUGAGGAACUGCACAACAACGUAUCCUUUUGUGCAGCUACUUGUGAAUCAUCGGCUAUCAUCAACUGUGUAAUGGGCUCCCCCAGUGUUGUCCUCACCAAGGGGCGCGGGCAAUGGGGCGAGCUGGGACGCGGAGACGAGUGUGACAUGUCUGAGUACAAGUACUUCGAACCUCACUACUUGAGAUCAAGCUUGCCAGGCAUGACGAUUGAUUUUGCUGCCGGUGUAUGGCACUAUGUUGCCCUUCAGGACGACGGCUCUGUGUACGGCUGGGGCAAAGCGCGUCUCGGGCAGCUGGGCGAUGCUCUUUCAAACAAAGUCAACAUUCCGACUAGAAUCGACAACAUCCCCUUUCAGCCACUGAGAGUGGUUUGCGGCAAGGACUUCACUUAUCUGGUUGGCGACACGUCCACGGGUGAGCACAAGAUAUUGGGCAAGGAUAAAUUCAACAUUCUUUCGGCCAUGCCACCAGACGUAAAAGGCUACAAAGACAUUGCAGCGACAUGGCAUGCUAUUUUCGUUCUGUUCGAUGAUGGACGCCUCACAGCAUGGGGCAAGGAGAAUCAGUGGAAGCUCCUUCCCGCAGACCUGCCACCCAUCGAAAGCAUCGCUGUUGGUACCGAUCAUAUCCUAGCGCUCACCAAGGAUGGCAAGCUUAUAUCAUGGGGCUGGGCCAAGCACGGCAACUGCGGUGACCUUUCCAAUAUCCGAGAAGAGAUCAAGAAUGACAUGAUUAGUGGGUUCUGGAACGACAUUGAUAUACCUGGCAAGAUCGCGAAGAUUGCCGCCGGAUACUGCACAAGCUUCGUCAUCACUGAAGUGGAAGACGAGCCGAGCCCGACAAAGAAGCUAGAGACCAUGAAGUGAGGAACAAGAAAGCACAUGUCUAGCAAUGCAACGCGUAUUGCAGGUGGGUGGGUAU